Penicillium angulare is the source of this 252-nucleotide messenger RNA. Its product is annotated as heat shock factor-binding 1 family protein. NCBI's taxonomy places the organism in Eukaryota, Fungi, Ascomycota, Eurotiomycetes, Eurotiales, Aspergillaceae. Gene Ontology annotation, molecular function: transcription corepressor activity. Gene Ontology annotation, cellular component: nucleus; cytosol. Gene Ontology annotation, biological process: cellular heat acclimation. The transcript is spliced from 3 exons. The record is from RefSeq and is a predicted model, not a curated record. The coding region runs from base 1 to 252 and encodes 83 amino acids.
AUGCCCGAGGAAUCUUCUCCAACCAAGACCUCUCCGGAGGAGAGCUCAUUCCUCUCACAGCCUAACUCCGAUGCUCAAGGCCAACUCACUGCUGCGGUUGAUGAGCUCCUUGACCAGCUUCAAGGGAAGUUUGACAAUGUUUCCAAGGAAGUGUUUGGAAAACUGGACGAUAUGACCCGUCGCCUGGAUGAGUUAGAGGCUUCCUUAUCAGCAUCAGGAAACGGCAACGGCUCGGCAACACCUACGAAAUGA